Messenger RNA from Quercus robur (English oak), 1171 nucleotides. RefSeq names its product putative F-box/LRR-repeat protein 23. Lineage: Eukaryota; Viridiplantae; Streptophyta; Magnoliopsida; Fagales; Fagaceae. Gene Ontology annotation, molecular function: protein binding. The transcript is spliced from 2 exons. The record is from RefSeq and is a predicted model, not a curated record. The coding region runs from base 57 to 935 and encodes 292 amino acids.
CUCAUUCUAAUUCUAAAACCUUAAUUCUCAGACACUUCCUCUCAGCCAAAACAAAAAUGAAGAAAUUCUCAGACACUCCCAAACCAAACCCUAGAAAUCCCAAUACGACAAUGGCUCGGAAAAGAGCACGGAAGACAAAGGAGUACCGGAACUGGCUGGAUCUCCCUAAAGAUGUGACGGUGUCGAUUCUCCAGAGGCUGGGCGCAAUCGAUAUCUUGGAGAGCGCCCAAAAGGUGUGCAUGCUGUGGCGCAAUAUCUGCAAAGACCCUUCCAUGUGGCGUGCGAUCGAUAUGCAGAAUCUCGGUGAUCUCCACAACAUGCCCUACGACCUCGAGAAAAUGUGCAUUCACGCCAUCGAUCGCAGUUGCGGCCAGUUGCGAGAUAUCAACAUCGAGUACUUUGGCACCGACGAACUCCUCAUCUACAUCACCCAAAGUACAAGUCAGCUUAGAUGCCUUCGUCUUGUAUGUUGCUAUUACAUUACGGAUAAGAAAUUGAGUGAAUUGGCUGCAAAACUUCCAUUAUUGGAGGAGCUGGACAUGACAAUUUCUUCACUGUCAGAAGAACCUUUGGAAGCUUUGGGGCGCUGUUGUCCUCUUUUAAAAUCAUUAAAAUGGAACCAGCUUUGGGAUGGACGCCCUCACAUUCGCAUAGAGGGUGAUGAAGAGUUUGAUGAUGACGGUGUGGCUCUUGCUAUUGCAAAGAACAUGCCCGAAUUGCGCCACCUCCAGCUUAUUGGAAAUAAGGUGACGAAUGAUGGCUUGCAGGCCAUACUUGAUGGUUGUCCUCACCUUGAGUCACUUGACAUAAGGAAAUGUUUCAAUGUCACUCUCUCAAGAAAUUUGGGAAAAAGAUGUGCUGAACGGAUUAAAAUCUUGCGGCAUCCCAGUGAUUCCACUCAUGACUAUGGAUUCAUGGCAGAAAUUUCUGAUUAAGGAUCUUUUUGAUGAAGAUGACUUAGGAGAUUUUUAUUUUGACUACUAGUUCUUUAGUAUUAUUAUUUUUUAUGAAUCUGAAAUUUUAAUCUAUAGUUUCUAAUCAACCAACAUAACCUAUCCAUGCGAAUGCCAUCCAGCAUGUCUCAUGACUUUUGAAAGGGGGAUAAAUAGAGUGAAAAAAAAAAGUGUAUAACCUCCUAGUUGGAUUUAUUUUAGAAAAGAUUUUGGAUCCA